GGGAACGCGGCUGCUCGGGAACGGGAGCCGGCGGCCGGUGCGUCCUCAGUCCGGGGGGCGGUCACGCGGCGACUCGAGCCGGUACCGUCGACCGCGCGUUUCACAGCUCGACAUCACCGUUAUGGAGCGGCAGCCACUGGCCUACCCGACCACGGAGAAGGGCGCGCGAAAGCCAAAGUGCGCCCGCUGCCGCAACCACGGCGUCAUCUCGUGGCUCAAGGGCCACAAGCGACACUGUCGCUUCAAGGACUGCGCGUGUGCCAAGUGCAGUCUCAUCGCCGAAAGGCAGCGCGUAAUGGCCGCCCAGGUAGCCCUGAAGCGGCAGCAGGCGGCCGAGGACGCCAUUGCCAUGGGUCUGCGAGCAGUGGCCACCGGCUCCUCGUGCGCCUACCUGCCCCCGGGACCCAUCUUCGGAAUGAACAUGACGCAGUCUCAGGCGGCCGACCAGACCGCCACCGACCACGAGACGGAGGAGUCAGCUGCCAGUGACGAGGAGUCACGAGCUCCUCCCGCCGACGACUCGGGCGACUCUGGCGAGCCGGCCGAGCGCUCAGCGGCCGCCUGGUUCGGCCACAUGCAGAUCCUGCGGCGCAUCUUCCCCUCGCAGAAGGCAUCCGUGCUGGAGGAGCGGCUCGAGGCCUGCUGCGGCGACCUCGUCAAGACCAUCGAGCACUUUAUCGGCUCGGGCAGCCGGGUGCGGCAGCAGCUGCUGCGGCCGCUGCAGGCCGGCUGCGUCACCACCUCCGCCGCCGGCGCGCCGCUGCUCGUCGCCGGGCAGCGGUCGGCGUUCGCGCCGCUGUGCCAGCCGCCGCCGCCGCCGCCGCCGCCCCCACCGGCCCAUCAGCCGCGGCUCUCGCCAUUUUCAGUCGAGGCGCUGCUCUCUCGGCCGCUACCGGCACCACCUCUGUACGGAGCGCCGCUGGGCCUGCUGCCGCCGCCCGGCUGGCACCCCCUGCGGCCGCUGCCGCCGGCUGCUGAGCCGGACAAUCGGGACGAGCAGUGACCUGACACGACCAGACCUGACCCCCUGCGGCCGCUGUCACCCGCCGCAGACACCGACGACCGGGAUUAGCAGAGACCUGACCUGACCUGACCUGCCAGGACCUCGACAGGUCCCGGCAGGUCAGGUCAGGGUUGACCCUGCCGGAACGGUCGCCAGUUGUGUCUGUUGGCAGCUUUUCUUCGGAAGAGGAUAAGUAUGCAGCCAAUUACGGGGACAAUAAUCAACUGCGCUACCACCUGAAUUCAGGGAAUAAGUAGGUAGACAAUGCGCAGGUCCCGGCUGUCUUAAUAAUUCGAAUCUAAGGCAAAUGAACAAAUGUAUCGCCAUGUAUUGGCGACUGUGUUGUAUCAGCGCGAGUGUUGUCAGGCAUGGUGGAGUUUUGUGCCGUGUGUCAGUGUGUUUGCCCAUGUGCGAUGUGCACAUGCUGUAAAGGCCUCGGUACUGUGUUGUUGGUUGAUCGUCAUUUUAUUGUAUCUGCUGUAACUCUCAGUUACAUACGUGUGGUUCAGAUUGUUUCCGUUGUUUUAAAUACGGGGCGAUAAAUAGGGACAAGGAAACCCGAAACUGAUAAAACUGUCGAAGAAUCGAUGCUUUUUUAGUCUAACUAUCAAGCUCAUUUGGAAACCGGGCGCCAGAAGAAAACUUCGUGUCAUUUAGCUCGACCUUAUGAAGAAGCGUAGACAGGGUAUCAAUGAUGGUUCGCAUCUAAGGGACAAAUAUAAAUAAAAUG
Molecule: messenger RNA, 1733 nt
Organism: Amphibalanus amphitrite
Lineage: Eukaryota; Metazoa; Arthropoda; Thecostraca; Balanomorpha; Balanidae
Product: doublesex- and mab-3-related transcription factor A2-like
Exons: 4
Coding region: 122-1003 (293 amino acids)
Biological process (GO): sex differentiation; regulation of transcription by RNA polymerase II
Cellular component (GO): nucleus
Molecular function (GO): RNA polymerase II cis-regulatory region sequence-specific DNA binding; DNA-binding transcription factor activity, RNA polymerase II-specific
Source: RefSeq, a predicted model, not a curated record